AUGACUUUGUGGUUCUCCAUUGUUUCUAGCCAGUCAUGUCGUCCGCUCGGCUGCUUGCUGUGUGCAGCACCUUUAAACGCCAUGACCGUCCACCUAAAAGGUCAUGUGUGCUGCUGUAUGAGUAUGCAUUGUGUGAAAUACUUGACGCGACAUAGAAGUGCUGUCACGUGCUUGCGUUGCGGGUGCCUUCCCCUUCGGGCUGUCUGCCGUAAUACUUCGAGGAUCAUCAUCCACAAACCACAGCUCACUGGCAUUGAAUCGCCCUUACACCUAUCGCACAACGCACGCACAUCAGCCAUGCGUCCUGCACAGCUCGCCACGAAGGCCGUUCAUCUUGCGGCCUCAUCGAAUGGCCAGCAGGUUGUAUGUCGCUCAUGCAUGAGCCGACAAUUCCAUACAUCCAACCGACGGGAUGUCGAUCCGAAUUCGUUCUUCGGCGGUCUCCAGGAACGGAUAUUCGGAUCAAAGAAACCAAAGAAAAAGGUGCAAGUACAAGAUGUCGCGGAAAAGCAGGAGGCUACCAUCAAACCCUAUCGUUUCGGGACCGUUCUAGGACUGGACAAGAAGAAAUAUAAAGUCGCCGCGUCUCCCAUCAGGGUUUCCAAAACCCCAACGUAUGAAGCGGCGAAGACUGCGGAUGGCUUGCCGCGAGUGGGAAGCGAUGCAUGGGCGAAGCGGCAAGGUCUGCAGAAAACCGUAUACACUGGGUUCAAGCGACGUGCAAAGAGGACGUUUCAUCCGAUUAUCCACCAGAAGGCUUUAUUGUAUCACAUAGCGGUCGAAGUAUUGGCGCUACACCAGCAAGGGCGUGAUUUGUCGAAUGUAUGCUUUGGGCGCAAGGCUGCGUGGAGCUCCUACGACGAUGUGCGCUUAUGUGAGAAGGACGGAAAACUCGCCCUCGAAUCUCUCGAGGAAGGAGCAGAUCUCGCCAUCACUGCGACUAUACCAUCAAAGUUCCAGGAGGUGUCUCCAGAGACCGCCGAUGAAAUUUGCGACAGAAUGUCGGAGAAGAUAGACUUUCCUGAAUGGGAUGGAGCAACGGAUUACAAACGCUUCGAGCGCUUGCCGUUCCCAUCACGGGAUGUCAAGCUUGCAAUUCUCAAGCGUAUUAUGCAAGUUUCCGGUCAAUCGAUCCCGGACCGAAUAAUGAGUACAACCAACUCGCUGAACGAUCUAGUCGACGCCCUCAGCAAAAAGGAUCCUCCCGCGCGACUCUUCGAUGCACCACAGAUCCAACGCGGCGCAAGUCUCCCCAACGUGACCGUCUUUUCAAGAAGACGCACCAAGAGGAAUGCGGAGGAAGCAAUUGGUCGCGGCAAACUGAUCGAGCAGGCGCUCGGUGAGCAGGGCCUGCUUGACGCUAAACUGGCCAGGAUGGCACAGAAGAAGGAGAAAUAUGAGCAAUUCCUGGAGCGAGCCCAGCGGAAAAAGGAGACCUGGCUGAACGCCACAGAGAAGGAGAGGCGAGCGAUCAAGGCAGAAAAGGAGAGCGGAUUGCGUUUGGUCAGCGCUCGACCGGGCGAGGCUCGUACUCGUGGCGUGGAGAAAGCUUUGCAAUAGGCCGCUGCUGAGCGUGGCACGUAUGAAAGCAGCGCAGAAACAAGCGAGUUUGCAAGACUAUGAAGGAAAUCUGUCGAUGAAUGCUUGCAUCAAGUGGUGCAUUCGAGAGCUUUGUCGCCGGUCUUGCAAUUGUACAAAACAAACCCACAUUCCAUGUGUGUACAUAAAUAUUUC
This is a messenger RNA of Dissoconium aciculare CBS 342.82, 1734 nucleotides long. RefSeq lists its product as uncharacterized. The coding region runs from base 1 to 1560 and encodes 519 amino acids. NCBI's taxonomy places the organism in Eukaryota, Fungi, Ascomycota, Dothideomycetes, Mycosphaerellales, Dissoconiaceae. The transcript has 4 exons. The record is from RefSeq and is a predicted model, not a curated record. Gene Ontology annotation, cellular component: mitochondrion.